UGUCCCUCCUGCAGUGUCCCCGGCAAUGUCCUCCAGCCGAUGCUGGCAUCCGUCUUCUGGGUUCCGUUCCCUGCGACGUCAGGACGUACUGGGGGGACGAAACUGGCGGGAAAUUUUAACAUUUUAAAAGUGACAUUCACUAAAUUCACUAAAAUCACAUAGUAAAACAUUACUGUAUCAAACCAUUUCACAUACAUUUUGUCCCGAGUGCUUUGUCCUGUGCCCUGCCUGCAUUUUACUGUUCUUUCUGCCUUGAAACUGAGAAAUGUCCAUGGUGUCCAAAAAGCGUCCCUUUAGGUCAAAAGCAGUUUUAGACCAGCUAGAGAACAGCGAUAGUAAAUCAGAACCACUUGCAGAACUGAGUAAUAAUGAUUCGUGGGGAAAUUCGUCAUCAGACACUGA
Staurois parvus is the source of this 402-nucleotide messenger RNA. The record is from the annotation of a GenBank genome assembly. NCBI's taxonomy places the organism in Eukaryota, Metazoa, Chordata, Amphibia, Anura, Ranidae.